AUGAGCAUGGAAGACCCCGAGCUCGCGGCUGCAGCGCGCCGCCGCACGAGCGCCGGCGACACAAGGCCCGCGGAAGAGACACACCCCUUGAAGCCUGUGGCGCUUCUCAAGCCUGUUGAAGGCAGAAACUUGCCGGAAUGCGGGGACCGGGAGAGCUGCAGGCCGUCUCUCGAGCGAGGUGACCCCGAAGAGACUGCGCCGGCGAGAAGAACUGAGUCUGACGAAGAGGAAUGCGAGACGACCGCCGCCGUGACGCGGACGGAGGCAGCCUCGACCCUCCUCGCCGUCUCGGGUCGCGAGCUCUCCGAGGGAGAGGAGAGCGAACCCGACGACAGGGGAGAAAUGUGCCAACAUGGAGGUGCCGGUACAAUCCGAGGAUUAGAAGCCCCCGAGGCGCGGUCGCCUUCGGCUGACUCGCAGGCGGAAGAGUCAGAAGGAGACGGCGAGAGGGCGCUCAGAGGCGACACAGACGAGCAGCCGUCCGCUAGUCGAAAUGAAGGCCUGUCGUCGCGGGUUCCUGCGUCGCCGCCGUUUGUCUUCGCCGACGACGGGCAAGGCGAAGAUGAAGAGGACUCCGACGGAGACUAUUUCGAGGACGAAGUCUGCAGCUACUUCCGCCGAGACCGACGGCCCUUCCUAGGCACGUUAGCCACGCUGCCGGAGGGCCGUGAAGAAGAAGAAUGCAGCGGCGCCGACGAGAGCGAGGAAACGCCGCUCGAGGGCGGAGAUAGCGGAGACGAAGAAUGCAGCGGCGCCGAGGAGGAAAAGCCGGUCGAGGGCGGAGAGCGCGGAGAAGGGACCCGUGGGGGAGGGGAGGGCUCGAGUCCGCACGCGCUGGAAGAUGAAGGAGACGCGCCGCGGCCGGAGUUCCUGCCGAGCGCCUCAGACGAAGAGGAACGUGGAGCAGAGGGCGAGUCCAACGAGAGCGAGGCGACAGACGCCGCGGAGAAGGCGGCAGAGAGUGAAGAAGACGACGGCGAAUGGGGCGAUGGCCUGAGUGAAGGCGUCCCAGAGGUCGAAGAAACUCUCUCUGAAGGCGAUGGAGCGCCCCUCGAAGCAACCGCGAGCCCAGAGGCGGUAUUCGCUUCUUCCUCGCCGCCGGCGCACAGUCGGGAAGCGGGCGGUGCGGACGUUUCUGGCAGCGGGCUGGCGCCGUCUCCGCGGUGGCAGCCCGCGUGUUGGGCGGCCUCCUCCUCUGGGGGCGACUCGCAGGGUGCGGAGGCCAGAUGGACGCCGACGACGGAGAUGUUUAUUCCGCGUGCGACGCUAUCGCAGAUCGCGGCGUAUCAAGAGGCGAUCCAGCGCCGGCGCAGCUCGGGGCUCGAGAUUCCCGCGCGAAGAGAGAAGGCGCAGCCCGUUCUGUGGCCUACGCUCCAUUCAGUGCAGAAGGCAAACGGCGAAGUCGCGCGCGUCACCAUCAUGCCUAGCCCCCUCAGUCUCUACUACUUCGAUCAGCUGUGUCCUGGUACCUCGCAUCGCCGCGCCCUCGCAGCGGAAGAGGAAUGCGAGAGACGGCGAAGCUCCGCCCGAGUUCUCAACGACUUCCUCGAAGCCUCGGAGGCCUUGACUACUGCCCUAUGCACCGACGGCGGCCUAUCGGCUUAUGUUCGGACAAAGCAGGCGAUAGAGGCGCACAGCUGCUGGAGCGGGGCCGGUCGAGAAGUCAAGCGCGCCCACGAACCUGCGUGGACUGCGCAGCCCUCUCGAGGCCUUGCGGCUGCGCCGGCGGCGUCUUCGUCAAGGUCGUGUGUUGCGCAGCCGCGUGAAGAGAAGCGGAGGGAGCCGAGCGCGGCGAGCCUGACGUUGCCUCAGGGAGGAGGCAGGAGCUGCGUCGCAGGCGGCGCGCUCUCGCAUCAGUUCUCUGCAGGCGGCACGCUGACGACAGGCGCGGCUGCGGCCGCUUCUUGCGCGCGAUUCUCCUCGUCGCUGAAGCUCCCAGACGCGAGCCCGGAGAGAGCUGAGGACCUCGACUCAGGGCGCAGUCUCCCAGCAGCGAUGCACGCACACCGCGCCCAGUGCCGCCUGGCCGCAGACGCCACGCCGCACGACGAAAAGAAAGGCAGCCACGAAGCGCUGGAGGUUGCUCAAGGCUGCGGCGAGGUGCCGCUGGACGCGGCUGCGGCCUGGCGAGACGCUGGGGGAGUCGAGGGGUUUCGCGAAACCAGGGCGAGAGAGCUGCGUGCGCGCGAGCGAGACGGAGAUGCAGCCCUCCUGUUCGCGGGGGAGCUCGGGCGCACCGCGUCUGAGCAGCUUUUUGCAGAGAGCCUACGCCCGCACCUUGAUGUCAGCUACGCAGAAAACACACUGCAGGCCGCAGUGUUGUAUGUUGCAGAGAAAUCCGAAUCGCGCCCUCUCGCUUGCGUGCGGGCGCCCGCAAGCAUGUUCCUGUCGCGAGGCGCCGUGGGGGGCCGCGAGCGAAAAUGCUGCUUUUAG
This is a messenger RNA of Besnoitia besnoiti, 2433 nucleotides long. RefSeq lists its product as uncharacterized. The transcript has 4 exons. The coding region runs from base 1 to 2433 and encodes 810 amino acids. The record is from RefSeq and is a predicted model, not a curated record. Lineage: Eukaryota; Apicomplexa; Conoidasida; Eucoccidiorida; Sarcocystidae.